Molecule: messenger RNA, 1242 nt
Organism: Alternaria hordeiaustralica
Lineage: Eukaryota; Fungi; Ascomycota; Dothideomycetes; Pleosporales; Pleosporaceae
Exons: 1
Coding region: 1-1242 (413 amino acids)
Molecular function (GO): oxidoreductase activity; FAD binding
Source: RefSeq, a predicted model, not a curated record
AUGGGCAAGAACGUGGGAGCAGGAUCACUUGGACUGUGGACCCACAAACUCAAGUCAGUUGAAGUUAUCAGCAACUACACCAGCACGUACUACAGCGGCCCCGCUGUGAAGAUGGGCGCUGGAGUCGUUGGCGAGGAUGCUCUCCCCGUAGUCUCAAAGGCAGGUCUGCGCAUCGUUUCCGGAAGCUGCCCAACGGUCGGCCUGGUAGGUGGUUUUGCUCAAGGCGGAGGGCACAGCUCCUUGACUAGCACCUAUGGCAUGGGGGCCGAUCAGGCAUUGGAAUGGGAAGUUGUGCUCGCCAAUGGGACGCUGACUACCGCCACCCCGACCAAGAACCAAGAUCUCUAUUGGGCCUUGAGUGGCGGGGGGCCAGGAACGUACGGCGUGGUGGUAUCACUGACAGUGCGAGCGUUCAAGGACGGUGUCGUGGCUGUUGGUUCUCUUUCAUUUUCAGCGGACGCAAACGAAUCCAACGACACAUUAUGGGCGGGUGUUGAAGCAUGGCUCUCAAACAUACCCGCUCUCGUCGACGGUGGCGCAACAGCCAUUGGCAUCUUGUCACCCACGUCGUUCAGCGUUUCACCUCUCGUACUCCCCGACAGAGACGAGGCCGACGUGCGAGAUCUAAUUGCACCAGUCACGACGAAGCUGGACAGUUUGGGACUCGAAUACUCAGUCAAUGUCACCACCUUUCCCACUUUCAUGGACUUCUACAACAUCUACUUUAUUCCGCCGGAGUGGCAGCUGAUAGACCGAAUCAGUGGCGGGCGCUUCGUUCCUCGGCCCGUUCUACAGAACAGCACAGCAGAAUUUGUAUCCGUCCUGCGCGACCUCACAGAAACCACCGACGCAAUGAUUGCCUUAGUUGGGGUCGGCUCUUCGACCCAAGAUGCCAUCGCACCCAACGCCGUUGCCCCACAGUGGCGUGAAGCCAACAUGAACGUCCUUGCGCAGCUACAGUGGCAGUACAACCAACCCUGGGAUUUCAACCUGGCUCAAAUCGACGAGAUCAACAACGUCAUCAUACCCAAACUCGAAGCUGUCACACCAGGCGCCGGUUCAUACUUGAACGAGGCCAACUUUGCGAAUCCGACGUGGAAAGAGGACUUCUACGGUGGGAAUUACGACAAGCUGCGCAAGAUCAAGAAGGCGUACGAUCCAGAUGACCUGUUCUAUGGCCCCACCAUAGUCGGCAGCGAUGCAUGGAAUGUGGCGAGCGAUGGGCGCUUGUGCAGGGCGUAG